AUGAAAGCUUUAAACAACAUACCAACAUCUAACAAAUAUAAAAAACUAUCAAGACGAUACAUAAUAACAAAUCAAAUUUUAUACCUCAAAAGGCACAUGCCCAAACAAAACAUAGAGAAUGCAAUAGUAAUUCCAAAGAACUUAAUUCAAAAUGUGAUCACAGCCCAUCAUAACCCCCCUCUAGCAGGACACUUAGGGAUCACGAAAACUAUUAAAGCAAUUCAAAUAAAAUAUUCAUGGUCAUCAUUAAUAAAAGACGUAACGACAUUUAUCAAAUCAUGUCAUCAAUGCCAGAUAAAUAAAAAGUCACAAGGUAAACCAGCAGGAUGCCUACAACCAAUACCACUACCAACUUGUAAACCAUUGGACAGAAUAACCAUGGACUUCCUAGGCCCUCUACCAUCCAGCAACAACAAAAAAUACAUAUUAGUAUUCACAUGUCAAAGCUCGAAAUACGUCAUAGCAAAAGCCACUAGGCUAGCAGACGCCAACACUGUAGCAACAUUUCUAAUACAAUACAUCACACAAUACGGCGUCCCCAGAUACCUCACCUCCGACAGAGGACUUCACUUCAGAAACAAAAUUUUAAAUGACACCUGUACAAAUUUCGGCAUAAAACAAAUAUUCUCAUCCAGCUACGCACCCCAGUCACAAGGAUUCACCGAAAGAAUCAACGGAGUAAUAUGUCAAGCAAUAAGACACUACAUAAAAGACAACAACCAAUCAAGAUGGUCAUUUUACUUGCCUUACAUAAUAUUUAGUUACAAUAACUCACCGCAAAUAUCCACAAAUUACAGUCCGUAUUAUCUAUUACACGGCUUCAAUGCAAACAUAGGUAUAGACAUACAAAUAAUCCCUGAAAACCUAUCUUACGACAUAAAAAAAUCACUCGAGGAACUAAAACAGGUCAGAGCAAGCAUACCAGAUUACAUAAAAAAAGCUCAAGAUAUACAAAAAUUAAACCAUGACAAAUCACACAAACUCACAACAUAUGAACCAAACCAAUUAGUUUUAGUCAAAUUUCCAUUCCAAGAACCAAAUAAAACGGCUAAAUUAGCGCCAAAAUAUAGAGGCCCUUACAAAAUAAUUUCAAAAGUUAGCGACGUAAAUUAUAUGAUAGAACUUGUAUUAAAUAAUAAAUUAACAAUAGAUGUCGUUCAUAUUAGACGAUUGAAACCAUACUUCCAGAGAGACAAUUCAGAUUCAAGCGAAGAAAAGGAACCCACAGAUAUAGGUAACUAA
Macrosiphum euphorbiae (potato aphid) is the source of this 1242-nucleotide messenger RNA. Lineage: Eukaryota; Metazoa; Arthropoda; Insecta; Hemiptera; Aphididae. The record is from the annotation of a GenBank genome assembly.